Molecule: messenger RNA, 2106 nt
Organism: Gallus gallus (chicken)
Lineage: Eukaryota; Metazoa; Chordata; Aves; Galliformes; Phasianidae
Gene: LOR2
Product: loricrin-like
Exons: 2
Coding region: 190-2106 (638 amino acids)
Source: RefSeq, a predicted model, not a curated record
UUGUAUCACCUAUCUGCAGCAAGUGAGUCAAAGGAGGCAGGUGAAGCCAGGUUCAGUAAAUAAAUCCAUCAGCAUUGCCUCACUUCCCUUACGAGCCCAGUAUAAAGGCUAACGUAUCCUACAGCUCUUCAUUCUUCUACCACCAAGCCUUGCACACAUCCAGCUGUGUUGAAGGGCCGCUGCUCAGAGAUGUGUUCCCGACAGAGCUCCGGAGGCUGCCACGAGUCAUCUUCCCAGUCCGGGGGAUGCUGCAGUGGGGGCAGCUCCUCCAGCUACCAGGCACAGGGCUCCUCCUGCUGCGGGGGCUCCUCGGGAUACAGCAUGGGAGGAGGAUACAGCGGUGGCAGUGGGGGAUCGAGCCAGAAGAUCAUCAUUAGCUCAGGAGGAGGAGGAGGAGGUUCGUCUGGAUGCUGUGGUGGAGGAUCCAGCAGUGGUGGGUCUUCAGGAGGCAAGAUAAUCAUUGGAGGAGGUGGAAGUAGUGGGGGAUCCUCUGGGUGCUGCAGUGGAGUCUCUUCGGGCUACGGAAUAGGAGGAGGAUACAGCAGUGGUGGUUACUCGGGAUCCAAGAGCAUCAUUGGAGGAGGUGGAAGCAGUGGUGGAUCCUCUGGAUGCUGUGGUGGGGGAUCCAGCAGUGGUGGGUCUUCAGGUGGCAAGAUCAUAAUUACAGGAGGUGGAAGCAGUGGAGGAUCCUCAGGAUGCUGUAGUGGGGGAUCCAGCUACGGGGGUGGAUAUAGCAGUGGAUCAUCAGGAUCGAAGAGCAUCAUUGGAGGUGGAAGCAGUGGAGGUUCCUCUGGAUGCUGCAGUGGUGGCUCUUCUGGCUAUGGCACUUCAGGCUAUGGCUCUUCCAGGUAUGGCAGUGGGGGAUCAGGCCAGAAGAUCAUCAUUAGCUCUGGAGGAGGAGGAGGAGGUGGCUCAUCUGGAUGCUGUGGUGGGGGAUCCAGCAGUGGUGGCUCUUCAGGAGGAAAGAUCAUAAUUACAGGAGGUGGAAGCAGUGGGGGAUCCUCUGGGUGCUGCAGUGGAGGCUCCUCGGGCUACGGAAUAGGAGGAGGAUACAGCAGUGGUGGUUACUCGGGAUCCAAGAGCAUCAUUGGAGGAGGUGGAAGCAGUGGUGGAUCCUCUGGUUGCUGUGGUGGAGGAUCCAGCAGUGGUGGGUCUUCAGGAGGAAAGAUCAUAAUUACUGGAGGUGGGAGCAGUGGUGGAUCCUCUGGGUGCUGCAGUGGAGGCUCCUCAAGCUACGGCAUUGGAGGAGGAUACAGCAGUGGUGGUUACUCAGGCUCCAAGAGCAUCAUUGGAGGAGGUGGAAGCAGUGGUGGAUCCUCAGGAUUCUGUGGUGGGGGAUCCAGCAGUGGUGGCUCUUCAGAAGGAAAGAUCAUCAUUACUGGAGGUGGGAGCAGUGGGGGAUCCUCUGGGUGCUGCAGUGGAGGCUCCUCGGGCUACGGCAUGGGAGGAGGAUACAGCAGUGGUGGUUACUCAGGCUCCAAGAGCAUCAUUGGAGGUGGGAGCAGUGGUGGAUCCUCUGGUUGCUGUGGUGGGGGAUCCAGCAGUGGUGGCUCUUCAGAAGGAAAGAUCAUCAUUACUGGAGGUGGGAGCAGUGGAGGAUCCUCUGGAUGCUGUAGUGGGGGAUCCAGCUAUGGAAUGGGUGGAGGAUCCAGUGGUGGUUAUUCAGGAUCCAAGAGCAUCAUUGGAGGUGGAAGCAGUGGAGGUUCCUCUGGAUGCUGCGGUGGUGGCUCUUCUGGCUAUGGCUCUUCUGGCUAUGGCUCUUCAGGCUAUGGCAGUGGGGGAUCAGGCCAGAAGAUCAUCAUUAGCUCUGGAGGUGGAGGAGGUGGCUCAUCUGGAUGCUGUGGUGGGGGAUCCAGCAGUGGUGGAUCUUCCGGAGGCAAGAUCAUCGUUGGAGGAGGUGGAAGCAGUGGGGGAUCCUCUGGAUGCUGCGGUGGGGGAUCCAGUGGGGGCAGUGGCGGUUCCUCGGGCCACACCAUCAUCAUCAGCUCCGGAGGAGGCAGUGGUGGGUACGGCCAGUCCUCGCAGCAGAAAUGCCCCAUUGUCAUUCCUCACAUCGAGAGCCACCAGACCAAGCAGGCCUGCUACUUUCCUGGCCAGCAGAAGUGA